This is a messenger RNA of Mus caroli (Ryukyu mouse), 3101 nucleotides long. The record is from RefSeq and is a predicted model, not a curated record. Lineage: Eukaryota; Metazoa; Chordata; Mammalia; Rodentia; Muridae.
AAAACAAGAGCAAAACAUUCAGAACCAAUUUAGUCUCUUUGAAAACAGGAAUUGUUAUGAAAUGUAGCAAUUGUCUGAACCAAUUUUUGACACAGAUAUUCAGCUUUGAGUAGAUAAUUACAUGACUUCUCUUAAUAUUGUAUACAGAUAGGAUGGGUUUGAUGGGCUCUUAGACUAUCAAGUGUCUUGUGUUCAAAUAGUAGAGAUAUUUCUUCUUAUUUAAGGUUAACAUUUUCAAGCAAACAAUAAUAUGAAUAACAGACAUCUUACAGAAAUGAUAUAUUUCCUUUUUCUUUUUUUUAUUAGAGCAGCCAACAUUCAUACAAAGGAAGGCCAGAACAUGCUGGAAAUCUUACAAGAUUGUUUUGAAGAUCAGAGUAAGGCUUCAUUUCUUGAUGAUUUUACAGAGUCAUUGACUUCUUCAACACAAAAAAAGAAAGCCAAUUAUAGUCAAUCAUCAAGCAAAAAGUGCCCAGUGUCACAUUCAAAACCAGUUCCAGUGUCUUCAAGGACGGGAGAAGCUUCUCUGCAAGCGUCUGCAGAGCCAAGGGAAGCCGCUGGUGGAUCAGUUCAGGCUAAUGAAGUUCACCAUGGUGCGUCUGAUGAAUUGGACUUAUGUGUUGGCUCCCCUGUGGUUUGCCUGGAUGCAAACGUCAGCACGUUACAGAAAGCCGUUUCAUCUGCUGGCCAAAAGAGAGUGGCUUCUGUCUCAAGGAGUCCAGUAGAUAGGCAGGCUUCAAAUAAAAACAUUUCUUUUAAAACCAGGAAAAGGUUAAACUUUGAAGAUAAAGUUACUUCGAGCACAGCAGAAACAGAGAACAGUGUGUUACAAGUAGAGGAUAACUUAUCCGAGGGACAAGAAGGGACAUCAUCAGAAAUCACUCAGAAAAGAGACGAUCUCAGUUCUGAGGUCCUUUCACGUUCUAAGAAGAAUUUUUCGGAGUUGUUUUUAGAGACUGUCAAGAGGAAAAGUAAAUCCAGUUCUGUGGUCAGGCACACAGCAGCAGUUCUAUCUUCUCCGCCUCCUCCAAGUGACAUGAAAUUAUUAGAAGAUGAAUUUAUUAUUGAUCGGUCAGAUAGAAGUUUUUCAAGUCGACUUUGGGUGAUGAUACCAAGCAAAGACAGGCAUCUGAGCCCCCACAAGCCAUCGUCUGAAAACACGGCACUGCUUCAAGGUAAGAAGUCAAGAGAGAAAUCUCAUAGUUUAUCUGCAACGACUUUUGUGAGAAACACACAGUCUGAUAAGACUCACCCAAUAGAGGAAGCUCAGCUCUCUGUUGAAGAAAACCUGGGAACUACUUGUACAGAUGAGUUGGAAAAUGAUUGUCGAUCUCCAGAAAAUAAAAUGCAAUCUGAGACUGCCAAAAAACCACCUGCAUGGGAAAGGACUACGAAACAGAACCAGAGGAGAGUGUCUAAGCCUAAAGAAGCUGAAGAGCUCAGUAAGGGACAGAGUAACUGUGAAAAUAGCAAUAUGUCAAACACUGGCCAAGACAAGUUACAAAUCAAUUUGAAAAGAAAUAUGAAGGACUGUGAAGAGGUGAGGAAUGAGCCUACUCCCAAGAAACAUAAGCCAGCUCUUGAAAAUGAGAAAAAAAACAAUAGCACCCAAACCAAUAAGGGAAAAUCUGGAAAGAAAUUUUUUUCUGGUGGGUCCAAGAACAAAUCUGUUUCCAAAAAAGUAACUUUGACUUCCAGGAGAGAUUGUAGAAUUUCUCGGCGUCCAUCUGACUGGUGGAGGGUAAAAUCAGACGAGAGUUCUGUUGAUAGAAAUUCUUUAAAAGAAAAUAACUCAUCAGUGGUAUAUCCCAAUAAAAAAAAGCAGACUAAGAGAAAUCAUGUAUCUAAGAGUACUGGGAAGAAACCUGGUCCAUCAAAAAGACAGAAGACAGAGAUGAGCUCAAGAGUACAGACGUCUUUAAAUGUAAAGGGUUCUGGAGGAACUGUUAGUGGCCAUGAUGACAUUUCUCGUUCCCAGAGGAAGCCAUUGAAAAACAUUGAGGCAGACCCAACUCAGAAGAGCCUUGCUAUUUCUCGACCUAAAAGAGGCUGUAAGUAUCAAAACCAUGUUACGACAUCACCGAAUGUUCAUUUAAAGUCUCAUACUGAGGAAUAUACAAGCAAGACACAAAUGGAGUCUGCUUCAAAUUCAGAAACGUCUAAACGCUCAGUGUGGGAAGAAAGUGGACCUUCCAGGUUCAAGAAUUAUGAAAUGCCAGGGAGCAGUAAUUCUGAGAUGGGUGAUGAACAGGACCAGAAGAGUUUGCAUUUUACAACAAGAAGUUCUAAUAUGGUACCAGAUAAAAAAUUACAUCACAAAUUAGUACUGCCCUCCAACUCACCAAAUGUUCGUCGAUCUAAUAGAAUACGUUUGAAACCUUUGGAGUAUUGGCGAGGGGAACGGGUAGAUUAUCAAGAAAGCUCGUCGGGACAACUUGUGCUUGAAAUAAUAUCCCCAGCUUCAGUACCCACGAAAAUAAAGGCACAAAGAAACCUCGGCAAAGUCAACAAAAAAGUUACCAAGAAGCAGACCCAUCUUAAUAGCCAUAAAAAGACUAAGAUGGAGUUGCCUCUGGAUAUACGUCUGGGAGAUCCCUUUCAGGCAACAUUGGCAAAGGACCCAGAAACCGCAGAGGUUGUCCCCAUGGAUCUUAUAAGACCACGAGAUACAUACCGCUUUUUUGUUGAGCAUCAUGGUUUGAAAGUUUUUAAAACAUUGGAUACAAUAUUUUUUUCUACUGGAAAAUUGGUUUUAGGACCCUAUGAAGAGAAAGGAAAACAGCAUGUUGGCCAAGAUAUAUUGGUGGGUAAUCAUUACAACAUUAAAAACCUCUUGAAUGUGGAAAGUAGUCUUCUUUUUACUCAGAUAAAAAGGUGAAAUAAAUGUGUAUGUAUAUAAAAUAUGUUUAUAUGUAAAUUUUAAUAACUGAUUAUUUUAAAGUAAAAUUUUUGUUUAGUUUUGCAUUAGUUAAUCAUUUCAUACUCCUUGUUAAACAUUUCAUAAUCUUGUAUGUAUCUUUUGAUUUUUUCCUUGAGUGUAAAUACUGUGUUUAGUGAUGACUGUUUUGUUGGUAUUGCUUUCAUAAUAUUAAAAAUUAAAA